Molecule: messenger RNA, 663 nt
Organism: Ceratosolen solmsi marchali
Lineage: Eukaryota; Metazoa; Arthropoda; Insecta; Hymenoptera; Agaonidae
Exons: 2
Biological process (GO): recombinational repair
Source: RefSeq, a predicted model, not a curated record
UUAAAUGAAUAUUUAGAUUUGAGACAAAAAGAUUCAUUACUAUAUAAAGAACAAAGUAUUUUUGAUAAAAAUAAAUUAAAUGACUCCCAAAAAUCAACUCAAAGAACACUAAGUUUAUCAAGAGUAAAUCAUACUGUAGUUAGAAAGUUUCCUGGACCAGCAGGGCUAUUAUUUAAAGAUAAUGAUGAAUGUGAACAGAGGGAUAGAAAUUAUGUAGAUGAAAGUAAUAAGAAUAUUUCUACUAUUGUUUGUUCUCAAAAUACUAAAAAUCUCUUUCAUACAGGAGCUUGGCAAUUAAUGAUGGAUGAUAUGCCAAGUAAUUGUGAAUUAUUCAAUAUUGCAAAUAUUAAAGACAAAGCUAUAGAAUUUAGCAAAAUUUUAAAAAAAAUUCCUUAUUUAGCUGGUAUUAUAGAAUACAUCAAUUAUAAACCAAAUAAUCCACAUAUUAUUAUUAAAGAUUUAUCUGGUCAAAUUGAUGCUUGUAUUCAUCAUACUAUUUGUAAAAUAUAUCCUAAUAUGCUUGGUACUAAUACAGUUAUACUAUUAAAAGAUGUUAGACUUAUUGUAACUAGCAAAAAAUAUGUUUGUAUAAUUAUUUCGAUUAAAAAUUUAGUGAGCAUUUAUUCUGAUCACUUAAGAUUAGUUCAAACAAAUUUAUUGUAA